AUGCUUCCAAUCCGAAAUCAAUCAAUUGCAAUUCACUGGUCGACCUUGGAAAAUAAUGAAGUUAACACAGAUGCUAAUUUACACGAGUUAGUAAAAAACUUUUGGCAAAUUGAGUCGGUCGAAACUAAUUCAAACAAGCUAACUGAGGAAGAAUUGUCAUGUGAACGUUUUUUCAAAUCUACUGUCAAGAGAUCAUCCUCUGGUAAAAUAAUAGUUAAAUUACCAUUCAAACGUCAUUUCUCUGAACUUGGUUCAUCUAGGCAAAUUGCCGAAAAACGUUUUCUGUCAUUGGAAAGGCGAUUAAACUCAAAUUCCAAUCUUAAGGAAGAAUAUUCGAAAUUUUUGGAAGAGUAUUUAAGGUUAGAUCACAUGGAACUUGUUCCCAAACAUGAUGAAAGGCUUGUCAAAUACUAUCUUCCUCAUCAUUGUGUAUUAAAACCAGAUUCAUCUACAACUAAAUUUCGUGUCGUAUUUGAUGGCAGUUGUGCUACAACAUCUGGGCUUUCAUUAAAUGAUAUACUUAUGAUUGGUCCUCCAGUUCAAGAAGACUUAUAUUCAAUUCUACUCAGAUUUCGAUUUUACAAGUAUGGCUUAAAAGCUGAUAUUUGCAAGAUGUAUAGGCAGUUUUUACUUCAGAAGAAAUUCAAACGUUCAAGCUUAAAACUGUUACUUAUGCUGUGUGCUGCACUUCUUUUGUCUAAUUUAAUAAACAAAGUAAAUCAAAUAAUAGGCGUUGAAAUCAAUGAAAUAUUUUUAUGGUCUGAUUCUGAGAUUGUGUUGUCAUGGAUUUCAGCACAUCCUUCUACAUGGACUGUUUUUGUUGCCAAUAGAGUCUCGCAAAUCCAACAAUUAACAGAAAAUUGUAAAUGGUUGCAUGUCAACACUAAGGCGAAUGCAGCUGACAUUUUGUCAAGAGGUUCAAAUGUAUCAGAAUUAAUAAAUUCAACUUGGUUCAUUGGUCCAGACUUCCUGAGGAAAACCAACGAUUAUUGGCCUAUGCAAAAGGUUAAAAGUGUUCAAUCUACAACUUUAGAAAAGCGAGCUACACACAACUCAUUCACAAGUCAAAAAUUUUCGAAAAAUUGCAAAAGUACAAAAACUUCUCGUAAUAUUGAUGUACUAUCUCAAAAAGAAGAUUCUGUGACGCUCUUAAAAGUAGGAGGACGACUUAGCAAUGCAAAUAUUACACACUCAGCCAAACACCCAAUAUUCUUGCCAAAUGAUGAACAUUUUGUGAAAAUUUUAAUAUCGCAUUUUCAUGUUCAAAAUCUGCAUGCUGGACCUCAAGCUCUCUUAGCAACUCUGCGUCAGCGAUUUUGGAUUACGAAUGGUCGAGCAAUUGUGUCAAAAAUCGUUCAAAAAUGCAUACGCUGUUUCAAAUUCAGACCGAAGUUGGCAGAACAAAUUAUGGGUGACCUACCUAAGUACCGAGUCGAAUUAAAUCGAGCUUUUUUGGUCAGCGGAGUCGAUUUUCGUGGACCUGUUAUGAUUUCACCAGGUGGGCGUGGCAAAAGACUUUAUAAGGCAUAUGUUGCAGUCUUUGUAUAUUUUACCACUCACGCAGUUCACUUAGAUAUUGUGUCAUCUCUAACGUCUGAAGCCUUCAUCGCUUGUUUAAAACGCUUCACAUCACGUCGCGGACUGUGUCGUGAUCUGUACUGCGACAAUGCAACGAACUUUGUCGGGGCUCGACAUGUUUUAAGGGAAUUAGCAGACAAAUUCAAUGAUCAACAAUUCAAGAAUGAUGUAUCUUGUUGGUGUGCAAAUCACAACAUCGAAUUUCACCACAUACCAGCUAGAUCACCGCAUUUUGGAGGCUUGUGGGAGGCUGCCGUUAAGGCAGCUAAGUUUCAUCUCAAUCGUUGCUGUUUGAAUAUGAAUCUGACUUACGACGAAAUGCAAACUCUAAUCACACAAAUUGAGAGCAUCCUAAAUUCUCGUCCCAUAAUUUCCCUUUCCUCAGAUCCUAGUGAUGAACAAGUACUAACGCCUGGUCAUUUUCUUGUAGGUGGACCUUUAAACGCAUUACCAGAACCAUUGCGUAACGAAGACGUCAACAUAACAUCUUUAAAACGUUUUCAUCGUAUUGUAUUUCUACAACAAAAACUCUGGUCUCGUUGGUCUAAGGAAUAUCUAACCACACUUCAACGCAGGAAUAAAUGGCCCUCUCAAGCAAGUAAUUUAACAAUGGGUACACUGGUUUUGAUUGGCGGUGACAACUUACCUCCACAACAUUGGGCGAUUGGCAAAAUUGUAAGGUUGUAUCCUGGCUCUGAUAAUAAUGUGCGAGUUGUCGAUGUUCAAUGCCGUAACAAAAUCUUCAGGCGACAAAUACAUACAUUAGCACCACUUCCGCUGGCUGAUUGA
Molecule: messenger RNA, 2367 nt
Organism: Condylostylus longicornis
Lineage: Eukaryota; Metazoa; Arthropoda; Insecta; Diptera; Dolichopodidae
Exons: 4
Coding region: 1-2367 (788 amino acids)
Molecular function (GO): nucleic acid binding
Source: RefSeq, a predicted model, not a curated record